CGCCAUAACCUUUUCUCUGGGUGGAAAUGUAACCCGAGAGGGCAUAGUGUUAUGGUGAAAGUAGCAACAUUUAAAAAAGAUGUACACAGGAUUUUUUUUUACACACAGAGUAGAGUUGGUGGAAGGAGAUACAAUAAUGGCAUUUAAGAAGCUUUUAGAUAGGCACAUGAAUAUGCAGGGAACGGGGGCAUAUGGAUCAUAUGCAGGCAAAUGAGUUUAUCUUAACAUCAAGAUCAGCACAGGCAUUGUGGAGCAAAGGACCCUUUCAUGUGUUGUUUUUUUCUAUGUUUUACGUAUUAUAUUGGAAUUAGAUGGAAAAAUCAGCCUUGAUCUCAUACUCCAAUUGGCAGUAGUAAUGAAAAUAAAUUAACUGUAAUCUUGAAUAUUUAAGAACGUGAUCAAGAAUUAACAUCUCCAGUACAUAUUGAGUUGCCAAUAUUAUAACACUAUUCACAAAUGAUAUUAAUUUAUUAACACGUACAGUAAUCCAAUAUUGCAUUCGCAAUGCUUAUUCCAUUGGGAAGGGUCACUACUGCUCAUGGGAAUUUUAAGAGUCUUGAAAAUUGAAGGCAAUUGGAAACUUGCCAUCACUAAUUUUACAGGUUAUGGUAUGAUGUGCCUUUUACACCACAAUGACAUAAUAUUACAUUGCAAAUGAUGCCAUUGAUGUCAACUGAUGGGAGAUGAGUUAAAGGUAACUGAGAAAUUGACUACACAAAAGAAUUUUAAGUACUUUGUGUGGAAGGAAACCUUGGAAAAAGCAGGUCCAAUGGCAUCGGUUGAAAGAAAAGAAAGCCUCUGUACAGUUAAAGCAAACCUAUUAUGAGAUAUGUAGAAGAACUGCAAAAAUCCCAGAAUACCAAAGAUAUUGCUGUGCUUAGUCCGAAAAGAAGAAAAGUAAAACAUAUUUCAAUAAAUAACAUAAUGGAAACUAAGAACUGAUCAUAAUGAAAAAAAAGAAGGAGGUUCUUGGUACUUUGUGCCAAGAACUAACUUGUCCAGGCUGUGGGAAACUUUAUAAUAACUCGUAUUUGUUGCCUUGUGAACAUAGUCUUUGUGGCAACUGUCUCAGCAAAGAAAUAAAACAUGAAAAGGGGGGUCAAAUAUGUGUUAGGUGCCCUUCGUGUAAGGAAAACUUCUGUUUUAACCAAGAAGAUGAGGUGAAGUUCCCCUGAGAACUACCUGUUGAACAGCACAGUGACAAGGUGCAGACAGGAAGGACUUAACACUGGUGCCGAUGGUAUUAAAAAGAAAAAACGAAAACCAAAAGGAAAGAUAAACCCUCAGCAAGUGCAGAUCUUCUGUCAGCUCUGUGAUGAAAAGGACAGUCACAUUGCAAUGAAAAAGUGUGUCAACUGCAAUCUAAACUUCUGUGAGAAAUGUCUUCGAAAAAUUCACAAGAAUAAGGCAUUUCUCUCCCAUGUUCUGAUCGAUCCUUCGUCUUGUGUUGAAGAUCAGAUUAAGUGUUUCUUUCAUCCUUUUACAAACCUGAGGCAUUAUUGCAUCCAAGAUAAAUUGCCAAUCUGUGAUGAAUGCAAGCUGAGUACCCACAGGAAUCACCGUUUAUAUUCUCUUGAUCUUGCCUUCCAAUGUGAGAUAGCAGAAAUGCAGAAGAAUGUCUCACAAUUUACAGAAGUCAAAGUCAAUUUUGAAAAAUGUAUUCAGCAAAUGAAAUUAAUGAAAAAUGACAUGGAGCAAAAUGAGAUCCAACGAAAUGCAGAGGUGUCCAAGGAGUUUGUUUCAUUGCACGAAGCACUUAAAGUUCAAGAGCAAGCAAUUAAAGACAUGAUAAAAGUGGAGACUACAAAGAAACAAAAUGAGGUUGACCAAUUCUUUGAAUCAGCAUCAGCAUCGAUGUUGAGGUUAGAAGGAUUGAUGCUGUAUGCAAUGGAAGCUUGCAAAGAAAGUAGACCAGCUAUAUUCCUCCAAACAUCUGCACAGAUCAACAAACGCCUGGCCGACAUCACCCUGUGUGUGACACCCAGUAAUUCUUUAGCGGUAAUUCCUUUUGAAGACUUUGAAUUAAAUGUAGAUCAUAUUAAAGAUGCAAUUGAAACACUACCAUCGCAACUCUGUGAAACCAAGUCGAAACAUUUGUGUAGCGGGGAUUUCCAAAUGAUUCAGAGAUUGGAUGCCCCCUACAAAGUGAAAAAGCUGAAAGCUGCUUGUAGUUUGCAAGAGGCAUCGCUGAAUCCAAUGUACUCAUCAUUCACUUCUAAAAUUCACGCUGCCUUAAUUACUCCCAAUCUGGAUCUUUGCUCGUGCAUCACUCGAUCUUGCGCGGUAACUUUUAACUCCGAUGCAUCCAAUGUGGAUUCCCGAGCAGAUGUUCCCGCUUCUCUCCCAUGUGGUCCACGAUAUGCAUCUGAGGAUAGUCUCAGCGUCAGUUCAACCAAGACGGCGUUGAAUGAUCGCGCCAGCCCCGAACACUCUCCGUCUACAUCUAAGGCUGAAACGACUUCAGAUGCAACUGAUGGUGGCUCGUGUACACACGGUGGCAAAAGCAAUGCGCUCAUUUCAGAUGCUUCCAGUUUGGAUUACUGUGAAUCUGUGGCAAAUUCUGAACACUAUGCUCCAGAGAAUAGCAGUGAGCCGCAAGCUGAAACUGAUUAUAAUUUGUCUUGUACGUCUGACCCGCAUGCUUCUAACAUAUUUCAAAGUGCCUACUUCAAAAACUGUGACCUCAAGGGCGCAAGCAGCGCCCUGUAUAACCCUGUUGCAAUGGAGCCCAGCAGCAGUGUUUUUAAUAUGUCAAUGGAGGGCGAGUGUAAUGAUAAAAGCCAAGAAUCAAAUCAAUUUCAAAAGGUCCCUGAAAAGACAAGUUCCCUGUGGAUUUCUGAAAAGACCAGGCCAAUACCCAUUUGGCAACUUGAGCAAGAAGACUGUUAUAUGAGACAGAGUAGUGGCGACGCAUUUUCUCUUGAAUUAAGUCCGAAAGGAACAGGUGGUUCAAGUAAUGCGUGCUCUCCUGAGCCGGAAAACAGCAAAUAUCUGAACGACCAUGAAAGUGGAGACCUGUCAAAGGAUCCCAUGUCCAGUGUUAUUUCUGAACAGGUAGCAGCAGAGAGCGACACUGGAAUUAGCUCUUCCUGCAACAGCUCUUGUUUGUCGUCGGAAAAAGAGACGGAUGAAUAUGUUCCGCCCUUUUACCAGUUUUGUGUCCCCUGUACCUUCACCAACACCAACACGGACACGGGACCGCCUCAGGCAGAUUGUGCCAAUAGUGGACCAGAGGACGAUAUCGACGGUGAGAAAGGCGUUCCUAUAAGCAUCUGUGUCAAUGAGAGCUUGUCUCCGAGUGAGCAAUCCUACCACGCAUGUAACACCUUUUCUUGCGUGGGCACCUAUUUUGCCACUGGGCAUAACCUUCCAUGCAAGAACAUGAAUCCGGCGUCUGAACGAGAGAGUUCUGAAAUAAUCGCUGCUGGUUGCCAGAUGUGUCACCUGAGCAGCUCGGCUGGGUGUAUGAUCGACUGGGACAAGCGGGAGAUGUAUUGCUUACACAAGAACACUUCGAACAAUGCGGAUAGCGCUGUCGUUGACGACGCUAGCAUAUCCAACCCUACGAGAUCCUGGAAUACAACUAAUGUCCCCCGUAAUACAAGGUCGCGAUGCAAGUUUGGCCGCCGGCCUUCUUUCAGGAACCCAAAGCUGUUUUCUAAAGGUAAAGCCUUUCUGCGAGGUUACCCCAAACCACAAACUUUAAAUAAUGUGCAAUUUACCCCAUCUGCUUGCUGUCAAUCGCAGUCGACAUCUAACUUUGAAAUCAGCUCAAAUAUGUCUAACGAGGACCUCGGCAAUAGCAGAGUACUCUACUUGCCUAGAGGUACCACUGAUGACAGUGUGAAAGGCCAUUCUUCAACUCGCUUCUACCACAUUGGUGGUCCAAAGAGCCGAAACUUCAGAAGUGUUCAUCGAACCUGUUCUCAUUUGAGGCCACAGAAUAAUGCUGUUCACAAAACCCAGCAACACGUAUGCACGCUAGAACGGAACGUCACUGUCAAACGAGAUAAUGGUGAAAUGUCACAGCUGUCUGUACAACUGCAUGCAUCAAGUUUACUCAAGGAACCCAUGACUGCAUUAGACCAGCUACCAGGACCUCCUAAAAUAUACACGCACACUGUGGAUGGAACAUCGGCCAAGGUGAAGUGGAUGUGUCCCCCAGUGGGAAAGCGGACUGCUUAUUUUUUUGAACUGCAGUUCCAGGAGAUAAUUUCAGUCGACAAGGAGAUGGCGAUACCUCAAGAUCAAGCUGGUGUCUUCUCUGGAAUUAGACGCAGAAACUUUGUGGCUACGAAUCUAAACUCCAAUUCUGAAUAUUUGUUCCGGGUCCGUGCAGUGAACGUGAGUGGGGAAGGACCGUGGAGUCAACCUUAUAAGAUCCUGACUGUCUGUGGUACAGUACGAAAUAGCGGGAAUACCAAAGACAAGACUGUGUCCUUGAAAGGAGUUAAAGUAACUAUUCACAGAAGCAACUAAUCUUAUUGAAAGGUGCAAUAAAGUUAAGUCAAUUCUUCCCAACCUUGCCUUAAUUGUUUAGAAAGUGAUUUGAAAUUAUUGGUGACUCAAACUAUUCUAUAUACUUAUGAUAGGGAGAAAAUGGGGGCUGAAUAGCAUACGUUUCUAAAUGGAUGCAAGGAUCAGUUACAAAUUCAUCUGUGCCAGUCAGCUACAAUGUGGCUUGCACACCAACCACACACUAAGUGUACAUUUGAAAGAUUUCUUCACCAGCUAGUGUGCGAGGUACUGUGGAUUGGCUGGGUUGGAUCAGAAGCAUAUAAGUCUGAGUAGCUCCCUCCACUUAAAUCUAGUUUGCAUUGUUUAAAAAGCUGACUGGCACCUCUUCUAGGAGUUAUGCAUCACAGAGCCAUACGGUGUGGAAACAGGCCCUUUGCCCAACUGCCCAUGACAUGGCUAAAUCAGGGGAUAUUUUUAAGGCGGAGAUUGCCAGAUUCUUGAUUAGUAAGUAUGCCACGGAUUAUGUAGGGAGGGCAGGAGAAUGGGAGUGAGUGGGAAAGAUAGAUCAGCCGCGAUUGAAUGGGUAGACUUGAUGGGCUGAAUGGCCUAAUUCUGCUAUUAUAACUUCUGAACUUACGGUAUCUUGUGACCAAAAAUGUAUCACUCCUGCCAGAUAUAGAAAGAUCACUACUUUCUUUUAACCAAAUGCUGCAGUUCCUUACAGUUGCAAUUCCACCAAGGAAAACCUUCUGAGCCUUCUGAAUUUGUAGUCGGCAGGGCAGUACUCUGCAUAUCGCCAACUUGGAUGUGCUGAUGAUCUCUGCUUCACAUUCUGACAAAUGAUUUCAACUUGAAGAGUCUUUGUUUUAGUUUACAUAGAACAUAAGGGCAGGAGUAGGCCAUUCGGCCCUUCGAGCUGAUCAUCCAACUCAGUGUCCCGUACCUGCCUUCUCUCCAUACCCCCUGAUCCCUUUAGCCACAAGGGCCACAUCUAACUCCCUCUUAAAUAUAGCCAAUGAACUGGCCUCAACUACUUUCUGUGGCAGAGAGUUCCAGAGAUUCACCACUCUCUGUGUGAAAAAUGUUUUUCUCAUCUCAGUCCUAAAGGAUUUCCCCUUUAUCCUUAAGCUGUGACCCCUUGUCCUGGACUUCCCCAGCAUCGGGAACAAUCUUCCUGCAUCUAGCCUGUCCAACCCCUUAAGAAUUUUGUACGUUUCUAUAAGAUACCCCCUCAAUCAGUUUCAACCACUCCUCUGCAGUUUCUGCAUGUUUUUGAUUUAAUCUGUACAUCUGACCUCGCCUCCAGCAUUGUUGACAAACUGAUGUCUGAGGAUCAAUCAACAGCACUGGAUAAUAGAAGAAGAAAUGUGUGUUAAAGGCAUUCUAUGAAAAUAAUGUGUGAGUCAUCGCCAUUUGGUACUGAUUAAUUUGAACCAAAUCAAAGGUAAAAAGUAACAUAUAUUAGAAGCGACCAAAUUGCAACAUGGAAAAGUAUCCAAACAAGUAAUAUUACAAAUAAAGAAAGUAUAAAUGACGCACUCAUAGCAUCUGUUAGUUACAGUAUAUUAUCAUGUUAUAAUCUUCUGUAAAAUAUGUUCUAAUCCCUUUUCUGAAGGAAAACUAACAGGAAAAUCUGAAAUAGAAAUGGAUGUAUUCAUUUAUUGAAUGUACAGAAGAUGUUUGUUGCAGUACAGCAUACCAAAACUAUUUUCAACAAUUAGCGGCCUAAGUUCCUAAUGUCACAAUAUUUAUUAAUAGCUCAAAGUUUGUUUUAAAAUAAAACAAAUGUUCAUAAAAUGUUUUGUGAGCACUUAUUUGUUCCAAGCAAGAUCACAUGGAGCCAUACCACACAGAAAUGGGCCUUAAGGUCCAACUCAUCCAUGUCCCAUCUAAGAUGGUCCCAUUUGUCUGUAUUUGGCUUAUGUCACUCUACAUCUUUCCUACCCAUGUAUCUAACCAAAUGUCAUUAAAAUAUUGAUAUUGUACCUGCCUUAACUAUUUGCUCUGGCAGGUCAUUGCACAUAUCCACCACAUUCUAUGAGGGAAAAGUUCUCCCUUAGGAUCCUAUUAAAUAUUUAUCCGCACUUUAAACUAUCCCCCUAGUUCUUGAUUUCCCUACCCUUGGAAAAAGACUCAUCCUAUCUAUUCCCCUCAUUAUUUUAUACGCCACUAUAAAAUCAUCCUUAAGUCUUCUGCUUAGAAGAAACUCCUAUUCUGACCAUUCCUAAUCAUCCCCUAAUGUUCCACAUGCAUGUAUUUCUUAUGCAUCAGAAUCCUCUCCAGUAACGUUUCAUCCACAAAUGCUAGACUUACUGGUCUAUACUUCCCAAGAUUUUCUUUGCAACCAUACUUGAAUAAAGGAACAACAUUAGCCCCACUCCAGUCUUCUGGCACUUCACAUGUGUCUAACAAUGAUUCAUAUUUCUCCACUAGGAGUCCUGUAAUAUCAUCUACAGAUUCCACAUUGUACUUGGAGAUAUUGGAGGUCAAGUCAAUGGAUAUUUUUAAGGCAGAGAUUGACAGAUUCUUGAUCAGCAAGGGUGUUGGGGGUUAUGGGGAGAUGGCAGGAGAAUGGGGUUGAAAGGGGAAUAUAGAUAAGCCAUGAUUGAAUAGUGGAGUAGACUUAAUGGGCCAAAUGGCCUAAUUCGGCUCCUUGAACUUAUGAACUUAUAUCUGAUCAGGCCCUGGAGAUGAAUCUAUCUUUGUAUGUCUUGUAUGUCCAGAACCUCCUCACCUAUAAUAAAGGCUGUCCUCAAGACUUUGGCAUUAAUACAGUGAGUUCAAUGUCUGAUAACUCAGUACACUAUGCAAUUUGAUGCCGGAUAUCCUACCAGAAAUAUCAUGUCAUAGGUGAUAGGAGCAGAAUUAGACCAUUCGGCCCAUCAAAUCAACUGCACCAUUCAAUCUUGGCUGAUCUAUCUUUCCCUCUCAACCCCAUUCUCCUUACUUCUCCCCAUAACUGUUGACACCCAUUCUAAUCAAGAAUCUAUCUAUCUCUGCCUUAAAAAUAUCCAUUGCCUUGGCCACCAUGGCCAUCAUUCAUAUCAGGCCAAUGUGGUAUAAAACAUGCGAUAUACUGGAGAUACUCAGUAGUCAGGCAGCAUCUGUGGAGCAAGAAACAGUUAAUGUUUCAGGUUAGUGACCUUAGAAUCUGGAAAAUUUCAAAGACGCAGAUGUUUUACGUUAGAGUCGGUGAUCUGUUCUCCACCUGAAUGCGUGCGUGUUUCUCUCUCCGAAUAAUCUGCCCGACCAAUUAAUGUUUUAAUGAAGCUUUCCUGCAUCUGAAGUUUUUGUUUUGCGUUGACUUUGCUGUUUGUAUUAGAGUUCUGCACGAGGGCAAGCAUGGCUACUGGGCCACAAGGGGCACCUGCCAACCACAUGGCUCUUGACUCAGGGUAAAAGGUGCAUAACAUGCAACAGCAUGGGCCCUUGUUAUCUGAUAGGACACUCCAUUGCCCACUC
Molecule: messenger RNA, 7920 nt
Organism: Leucoraja erinaceus (little skate)
Lineage: Eukaryota; Metazoa; Chordata; Chondrichthyes; Rajiformes; Rajidae
Exons: 6
Coding region: 1339-4479 (1046 amino acids)
Molecular function (GO): zinc ion binding; protein binding
Source: RefSeq, a predicted model, not a curated record